Ilex paraguariensis (yerba mate) is the source of this 642-nucleotide messenger RNA. Lineage: Eukaryota; Viridiplantae; Streptophyta; Magnoliopsida; Aquifoliales; Aquifoliaceae. The record is from the annotation of a GenBank genome assembly.
AUGUCUCAAGCAGCUUCAUCAAGGUGGUGUCCAACCCCAGAGCAGGUCAUGAUCUUAGAAGAGAUGUAUAGAGGUGGAAUAAAAACUCCAAAUGCCUCUCAGAUUCAGCAGAUCACAGCUCACCUCUCAUGCUAUGGCAGAAUUGAAGGUAAGAAUGUGUUCUACUGGUUUCAAAACCACAAAGCAAGAGACAGACAAAAACUUAGAAAGAAACUCAGUAAGCCACUCCAUCAACAGAAGCUGUAUGGGCAACAUCAAUAUAAUUGGCAAAGCCACCACCAUAGCCACCUUCUUCAUUACCUUCAUGACUGUCCUGCAGCUGCUUCUUCUGCGAGUCAUCAACUUCCAUUCUACAACUUGACAGAUGUUCUUCAUCAGGGUGGAGUUGAAGAUGCAUCCAGACAGAUGAUGAAUUACAAAUGGAAGAUGGAUCUACAAGAAAGUUGUGAGACGGAAAACUCCAUGCUCAGAACCUACGGUUGUGAUUGGAGGAGGAUGGUGAUGAUGGAUGUGUGUCCAACCACCCAUUGUUGCAGUAAACCCCUCAAAACCCUAGAGCUCUUUCCCAUCACUGCAACCAGUCUCAAAGACCAGUGCAACACAUCUAAGAAUAUCUCUUCCUCCACGCCCACCAAUAUUUAA